This is a messenger RNA of Colletes gigas, 3459 nucleotides long. RefSeq names its product ATP-dependent DNA/RNA helicase DHX36. Gene Ontology annotation, molecular function: ATP binding; G-quadruplex RNA binding; DNA helicase activity. NCBI's taxonomy places the organism in Eukaryota, Metazoa, Arthropoda, Insecta, Hymenoptera, Colletidae. The record is from RefSeq and is a predicted model, not a curated record. Gene Ontology annotation, cellular component: intracellular anatomical structure; cytoplasm; nucleus. The transcript has 15 exons. The coding region runs from base 227 to 3160 and encodes 977 amino acids.
GAAGUUUCAUGAAGUGCUGACCUGACGUAACAUGUGGCUCAUGCGGUAGGAUAUGUCAGCUUUCCCCACCAUUCCGUUAAACGCUAAGGAAGUUCGUCGUUGCUAGUGUCGCCAUCGAUGCACUCAAUUAUGCCAAAUCUGGCGACACUGGGCCGAGGGGUUUGGUGUUACGAAUGAUAAUCGUUCGUACCUAAUUUAAUGAGACUUAAAAACUGUGUACACGAUAAUGUCUCAUCCUUACAGAGCACGGGGAUCGUAUUCCCGGCGGAACAAAUACGGAGAUGGAGUUGAAAGUUCUCAAUCUGGAAGCUCACAUUUUGAACAGCAUGGCCAUGCAAGAGGCAGGGGUCAAGGGCAUCCCCCUUGGCUAAAAGGCAAAGAAAUAGGGCUCUAUUACAAAAAUAAAUCUAAAGUGAAACGUGUACAAAAACAAACACGUGUUAUUAAAUUACCAUUGAAUAUUCAACAGAAAAUUGAAUACGUGUUAGGAAACUCUACAGGUUUUUAUGAUAAAUUGUAUGACAAUGAAGCAUCAGCUGAAGAUAUCAAUAGCAAAAUUGAAAACAAAUAUACACAUAUUCAUGAUUCACACUUCAAGAGAAAGUUUCUAAACAUAGUAUCUGGUAACAUACAGGAAAAUCUAGCUAAAGCUUUAUUUGUUGAACCCAGUAUAAAGAAGGAUAGUGAUUUAGAUGACAGAUUACUAAAGGAAUAUGAAUUAAAAGCAUCCUUGGAAGAGUAUGAACGUAUGAUGAAAUUUCGUUUAAAACUGCCAACAUAUCACAAGAAAUCAGAGAUUUUACAAUUGAUCAAAGAAAAUCAAGUUGUUGUAAUAAGUGGAGAGACUGGCUGUGGAAAAACAACACAGAUUGCCCAGUUUAUACUUGAUGAUCAAAUUGAAGAUGGUAAUGGCAGCACUACACGAAUUAUUUGUACUCAGCCUAGAAGGAUAUCUGCAAUAUCUGUUGCUGAAAGAGUUGCUGCUGAAAGAGGAGAAAAGCUUGGAAAAUCUGUUGGGUUUCAAAUUAGACUUGAAAAAGUCCUACCCAGAGAUAGAGGAAGUAUAUUAUUCUGUACUACUGCUAUGCUAUUGCAAUUCAUGCAAAGUGAUCCAGCUUUAAAAAAUUAUUCUCAUAUAAUAUUAGAUGAAAUUCACGAACGCUCAAUACAAAGUGACUUUAUUAUUGCUCUGUUGAAACUAAUUAUUCCUAAAAGACCAGAUUUAAAAGUCCUUCUCAUGAGUGCAACACUUAAUUCUGAAAGAUUUUCAAAAUAUUAUAAUGAUUGUCCCAUGAUUCAUAUACCAGGCUUUACUUACCCAGUGGAAACGUUUUAUUUAGAAGAUGUUUUAUCAGUUACACAAUUUAAGUUUCCUGAACCACCUGCAAUGCCACAAAAUUUCAGGAAAUAUACCAAGAAGUAUAAAAAUGUUCAACAUACAAUGGACGAGUUUUCCGAAAUCAUAAAUCCAUACGCACGGCAACUUAUAGCUGAUAAAAAGUAUCCAAAACAUGUGACCGAUCAACUGAAGAAUCCUAAUAGCGAAAAAAUAUCUUAUGAACUUAUAGAAGAGUUGAUUGAUCACAUUUCUAGAACAAAAGAUCCUGGAGCAAUUUUAGUUUUUUUGCCUGGUAUGAUGGACAUAAUAAAAUUACACAGACUAAUGUUGGAUAGCGGACGAUAUCCGCAAAGCAAAUACGUAAUUUAUCCUCUUCACUCUCGUAUGCCAACGGUCGAUCAAAGGCUUAUAUUUAAAGAACCGCCAGCAGGAGUUCGAAAAAUAAUCAUUGCUACUUCUAUUGCGGAGACUUCCAUAACUAUUGAAGACGUAGUAUACGUCAUUGACUGUGGCAGAACGAAGUUUUCUAAAUUUGAUUUGAAUAAGAAUAUUCAAACUCUGUUACCCGAAUGGGUAUCGUUAGCUAAUGCUAAACAAAGAAGAGGUCGAGCGGGCAGAGUAAAACCUGGUUAUUGCUAUCAUCUAUAUUCGAAAGCUAGAGAAAUGACGUUCGAUCAAUAUCCAUUACCUGAGAUGUUAAGAACUCGUUUAGAAGAAGUAAUUUUGCAAAUAAAAAUUUUGCAAUUAGGAAAGGCCAAAUCUUUUCUAGCCAGCGUUAUGGACCCGCCAAAUUUAAAAACUAUAGACUUAUCUUUGGAUCUACUAGGAAUACUUAAUGCAUUAGAUAACGACGAAAACCUGACUCCUUUAGGAUAUCAUUUAGCACAAUUGCCGCUUGAUCCACGUACAGGAAAAAUGAUUAUAUGGGCAUCAUUGUUUUCAUGCGUGGAGCCAGUUUUCGCGAUUGUAGCAAGUCUUACAUUCAAAGACGCAUUCUAUUCUCCUCUAGGAAACGAGGAUCAAGCAAAGCAAAAGAAACUUGAACUUACUUUGAAUCAAUACAGUGAUCACGUUGCACUGGCCGAAGCUUUGAAGAGAUUCGAGGCUGCGUACAAAAGGGGAAAUGCUUCUUAUUUUUGCAGAAAGUAUUUUCUCUCUUUAAAUACACUCAAACUUCUUUCCGAAAUGAAAACUCAAUUUGCUCAGUAUUUGCACGAAAUGAAAUUUUUGGAAAGUGACAAUCCAAGUGAGAGGAACGCUAAUAGGAAUUCUGACAAUAUUGCGUUAAUAAAAGCAAUAGUAUCUGCUGGACUAUACCCAAAUGUUGCCAUCAUGAGGAGAAUUACAAAAAUGGGAACAUCUUUGUGGACUCCAGAAGAUGGUAACGUUUACAUGCAUCCGUCGAGUGUAAACGAUAAAGUGGAACUUCCUAGUCCGUAUAUUACAUAUUAUGUAAAACAAAAAUCGUCGUCGAUAUAUUUACAUGACACCACAUGUGUGACUGGACCAAUUUUAUUAUUCGCGGCUCCCCAUAUGUGUAUAAAAAAAGAAAAAGGAAAUUAUUUGAUUAGUUUAACAAGUUCUCAAAAUUUUGCGUGUGAUUUAAAAACCGCACAACUCAUUCAGAAAUUACAAGAAGAAUUUAACAAUAUGUUAGAGUAUAAAAUAACGCAUCCAGGAACAGUAUCUUGGAGUAGCCAUGAAGGUGACCUACUAAAUGUGAUUAUAGAUUUUGUCUGCCAAAAAGAUGAGGAAAUGGGAUUUUCCGAGUCUGAUGUCAAAGAUGAGAAAGAUGAUUUUUAUGAACACAGCGAAACAUAAUUUAGUAAUUUAUUUUAUGAAUAAUGUAAUUACCUCAGCUAAUGCUUUAGAGUAUAUCGAAAUAACUUCAGUAAAUUGGUCUUUCAAAUCUCUUUUUAAAUAACUUUGCAGAAUAAAUCACUAAAUAUAUUUCAAUAAUACAAUUCGUUAGUUUUCUCUACAUUAUAAUAAUGAUUUUACUGAUUACGAGCACCGAGAUCCGCUAGGGAAUAUUCAGAGGCAUUCUCGGCGUAUCCGCGAGCCACCAGUUAGUUUCUGAUGUACUAGUGUGACAAACGGACCAAUAAAGACAUUCGACC